GUUAUUGAGAAUGGCGGAGAAUGAGGGAGCCGGAGAUGAUCAUCAGGGGCUGAGUGGGCCCCCCAAGUCGCACUGGAAGGCGCCGCCGCAGGCGACGGGCGAGAUUACGUCGCCGGUAGCGGCAUCGGAUUCUGAUUCCUGGCCUGCGCUUUCCGAUGCUCAGCAGCGGCUCAAGACUAACAGCUCUGGUUCAGGUUCGUCCAAGUCGCCGCCUCCGCCGUUGCCGACGCAAACCAAGGCAGCCGACGCUACUCCCGCUCCUCCACCUCCGGUUUCGGGCUCCGGAGAGCAGCGGAAGUUUCAGGGACAUGCCAAUGCUAAACCUUCACAUAGGCCCCUGCCUGCACGCCAACCAAAAGCAGGUCCAAGGCACAGGCCAAAUGGUGUACCCCCGUUUCCAGUGCCCAUGGCUUAUCAUCCACCAGCAAUGCCUCCUGUUUACCCUGCCAUGAUACCUGUUCCACAGUUUCAUGUGCCUGGAUACGCUUACCAGCCUCCCCGAGGCCCAUUUGCCGGUACUGAAAGUCACAUGGUUAAGUCUGGUUCCAAUGCUGCAACUCAAGCCUUUGUUCCACCAGGAAAUGGUAACCUUGAGCCACCACAAGGGGAUCAGAUUCCCUAUGAUUCAAAAUCUUUUAUUGGAAGGCCAAAUGAGCAUCCGCGCCCAAUUGGCUCUAAAGACAACAUUCAGCUACAACCAAGCAUGGGCCAAAGGCCUUUCAUAAGACCUCCAUUUUACGGUCCAGCUCCAGCUUUUGUUGAUGGAGUAAACUUUCAUGGACCUCCAGCAGGAGCUAUAUAUUUCCUCCAUCCUGCACCCCCAAUUGGUGUCAGAGUGCCUUACCAACCUCACUUUAUCCCACCUCCAAUGGCUGGAGCUCCUAUGCCACCCUCUCCAAUAUUAACUUUAAGAGCUAGCAUAAUAAAGCAAAUUGAGUAUUAUUUCAGUGAUGAGAAUUUGCAGAGUGACCACUACUUGCGUUCUUUGAUGGAUGAUCAAGGUUGGGUUCCAAUUUCUACUAUUGCUGAUUUUAAAAGGGUGAAGAGCAUGAGUACAGAUAUACCUUUUAUCCUGGAUGCAUUGCAGGCUUCAAGUACAAUUGAAGUUCAGGGCAACAAGGUGAGGAGACGUGACGAGUGGGCGAAGUGGGUUCGAACUACUGCUGAUCAGAAAUCAUCCCCUCCUGUUCCGACUCCCCAGGAGAAAUCUGGUGAAAAGGCUGUCCAUGAUUUGAAGAACAAGGAGCUCAAUGAAGAAACAGUGGACAGCGUUGGAGUGACAAUUCCACCGGCAAAUGGAGUUUCCCUUGAGCCCCAAUCAUUAGUUGCAGAACCACAAAAAGUGCUAGUUGGUAAUGGUACAGGGAACAUAAGAAAGAUGCCCCAGGUUCUUGAUCAAGCAUCUCAUUUACAAAGUGGUGAUGUGAACACACAAUCUGGUAAAAUUGAUAAAAUUGGUUCUGUUGAUGGUUGUGCUGGGCCGUCCUUUAUAGAAGACACAGGAAAUGCUGACACAGAUUCUUUUGGGGGCCAUCAAAGCAUGGUGUCUUCGGAUAUGGUUGGGCAGAACAUGGAUGACUUAUCUAAUGAUUUCUCAAGCACUUUCAUGCUUGAUGAAGAGCUAGAAUUUGAGCAUAAAACAACAGUGAAAAACCAUAUGGGUUUAACAGGAAGUGAUGAGAAUUUGCAGAGUGACCACUACUUGCGUUCUUUGAUGGAUGAUCAAGGUUGGGUUCCAAUUUCUACUAUUGCUGAUUUUAAAAGGGUGAAGAGCAUGAGUACAGAUAUACCUUUUAUCCUGGAUGCAUUGCAGGCUUCAAGUACAAUUGAAGUUCAGGGCAACAAGGUGAGGAGACGUGACGAGUGGGCGAAGUGGGUUCGAACUACUGCUGAUCAGAAAUCAUCCCCUCCUGUUCCGACUCCCCAGGAGAAAUCUGGUGAAAAGGCUGUCCAUGAUUUGAAGAACAAGGAGCUCAAUGAAGAAACAGUGGACAGCGUUGGAGUGACAAUUCCACCGGCAAAUGGAGUUUCCCUUGAGCCCCAAUCAUUAGUUGCAGAACCACAAAAAGUGCUAGUUGGUAAUGGUACAGGGAACAUAAGAAAGAUGCCCCAGGUUCUUGAUCAAGCAUCUCAUUUACAAAGUGGUGAUGUGAACACACAAUCUGGUAAAAUUGAUAAAAUUGGUUCUGUUGAUGGUUGUGCUGGGCCGUCCUUUAUAGAAGACACAGGAAAUGCUGACACAGAUUCUUUUGGGGGCCAUCAAAGCAUGGUGUCUUCGGAUAUGGUUGGGCAGAACAUGGAUGACUUAUCUAAUGAUUUCUCAAGCACUUUCAUGCUUGAUGAAGAGCUAGAAUUUGAGCAUAAAACAACAGUGAAAAACCAUAUGGGUUUAACAGGAAGAGUUGAUGAUGAAGAUGAUGAGAUGGGUAUGAAUGAUGAGGAUAUUGAGAAACUUGUUAUUGUCACUAGGAAUACCCAAAUCCAUGGAGAGAGUGGUACUACUGGGAAAAAGUCAAAUCCCAUAACUUCUGAGCUUGCUUCUGCAAUAAAUGAUGGCCUCUACUACUAUGAGCAGGAACUCAAAGCUCGGCGAUCUAACCGUAGAUUCAAUAACUCUAGUAAUGAAGCCAGAGAUGAGAAUUCUAGAUCUACUGCUACUCUAGCUGCUUUAUCAAAACCGAGGACCAGUGAUCAUUCUUCUGAAGGCAAUGGUUAUGAAUGGCCUGAGAACUCAAAUUCUCGAAGGAAACAAAUUAAAGGAUUCUCUAAACAGUACUCAGUACAUAAACAGAGGCUUUUUAUUGGUAACUCGAGAAAUCAUGGAACUAAUCGGAGCAGCCUUGGAAUAAUAUCUGAAAGUCCACCUUGUGAUUCCGUAGGCUUUUUCUUUGGUUCUACACCCCCUGACAGUCAUGGGCCAAGGCCUUCAAAGUUGAGUGCUUCCCCUCGUGGCUAUCUUUCAGGCAGUAGUCCACCUGUUGGUUCCAUGCCAAAGCCAUUUCCACCUUUCCAGCACCCAAGUCAUAAACUUCUACAGGAAAAUGGGUUCACCCAACAGCUGUACAAGAAGUAUCACAAGCGCUGUCUAGGUGAGCGCAAAAAGCUUGGAAUUGGCUGCAGCGAGGAAAUGAAUACAUUAUACAGGUUUUGGUCAUAUUUCCUACGAAAUAUGUUUAUACAAUCUAUGUAUAAUGAAUUCCGAAAAUUUGCCCAAGAAGAUGCUGCUGCUAAUUAUAACUAUGGAAUGGAGUGCCUUUUUAGGUUCUAUAGUUAUGGCUUGGAGAAGGACUUUAGGGAGGACCUUUAUGAGGACUUUGAAAAGCUGACACUGGACUUUUAUAACAGAGGCAACCUCUAUGGCCUUGAAAAAUAUUGGGCAUUUCACCAUUAUCGUGAGGCGCGAGAUCAAAAAGCACCACUGAAGAAAAAUCCAGAAUUGGAUCGGUUACUCAAAGAAGAAUACCGUAGUUUGGAUGACUUUAAGCAUGCCAAGGAGAAGACUGCUACCACAUAAGAGGAGAGGGCGUGUUUCUUAGCUGUAGAACUGACAAAUGUCCAAAAAUAUUAG
Messenger RNA from Ipomoea triloba (trilobed morning glory), 3568 nucleotides. RefSeq names its product la-related protein 1A. The transcript is spliced from 17 exons. Gene Ontology annotation, molecular function: RNA cap binding. NCBI's taxonomy places the organism in Eukaryota, Viridiplantae, Streptophyta, Magnoliopsida, Solanales, Convolvulaceae. The record is from RefSeq and is a predicted model, not a curated record. Gene Ontology annotation, biological process: mRNA stabilization.